GCACGGCAAAACCUACCGGUCUUCAUCUGUCAAACCUACCAGUCGCUUCCUUCCUCUUCUCAUUAAUUAUUAUUAUUAUAUUACAUUACAAACUCGUACUAUAUGGAGAAUGGGUUUGAACAGACUCCUUUUUAUCUUCUUUCUUUAAUUAAUCAUCUUCUUCUUCGUCAUUUCAUUUUCAUUCCUCUAGUCUAACCUCCACUUUUUCUGAUCUCUUAUCUCUGGGUCUCGACCGCAAGCACUCGUCGAUCCAUUCGAAUGGCUAGAACGGGCAACAAACAGAUAAAUGCAAAGCUGGUGGGUUCUUCUUGGUGAUAUGGGAACAGGAAAAACCAGUUUGGUGUUGAGAUUUGUCAAAGGCCAAUUUUUUGAUUUCCAGGAGUCAACCAUCGGGGCAGCCUUUUUCACUCAGGUAUUAUCAUUAAAUGAAGCCACUGUGAAAUUUGAUAUAUGGGACACAGCAGGACAAGAACGAUAUCAUAGCUUGGCUCCUAUGUACUAUCGUGGUGCUGCUGCUGCUGUUGUGGUUUAUGACAUCUCAAGCACUGAUUCAUUUGUUAGAGCCAAAAAAUGGGUUCAAGAACUGCAAAGACAAGGGAAUUCAAAUUUGGUAAUGGUAUUGGUUGCAAACAAGGCUGACUUGGAAUCUAAAAGACAAGUCGAGAAUGAGGAAGGAGAGCAAUAUGCCCAAGAAAAUGGGAUGUUUUUCAUAGAAACAUCUGCAAAAACUGCACAAAAUGUAAAUGAGCUCUUCUAUGAAAUAGCAAAGCGAUUGGCAAAAGUUUUCCCGACACGUCCUACUGGGAUGAAUCUGCAUAAUGCAAGACAAGAAAGGGGGAGAAGAUUUUUUUGUUGUUUGGGGUGACAACUACAAGGUCAAGAGGUUCGAUGUGGGUCUGUACUAAUCUCAAGCACUCUUUAUAUUUUUUACUUGUAAAUACAAGCUAAUUUAUUUGAUUUCCAAACAAUGUAAGAUACAAUUUAUUUAUUUUAUGCACGCUUGCAUUUGGGUAUAUGUAUUUCUACAUAUACUGAAAUGUUGAUAUUAAAAGACUUCUAAGAUCAUUGUCACUGUAAGAGUUGUUAUAAUCAGAAUAAAUAAAUAAUCCUCGGACCUUAGUGUGACAGUAUUAUACGUGCUU
This is a messenger RNA of Telopea speciosissima, 1142 nucleotides long. Its product is annotated as ras-related protein RHN1-like. NCBI's taxonomy places the organism in Eukaryota, Viridiplantae, Streptophyta, Magnoliopsida, Proteales, Proteaceae. The record is from RefSeq and is a predicted model, not a curated record. The coding region runs from base 287 to 865 and encodes 192 amino acids. The transcript is spliced from 7 exons. Gene Ontology annotation, molecular function: GTPase activity; GTP binding.